Molecule: messenger RNA, 244 nt
Organism: Racocetra persica
Lineage: Eukaryota; Fungi; Glomeromycota; Glomeromycetes; Diversisporales; Gigasporaceae
Source: the annotation of a GenBank genome assembly
AAUCUCUUCCAAAACAACUUGAAUAUGAUAGUUGCCUUGUUAUAAAUCGUCUUGGUGAAUUUUACCUUUGUAUAUCUGAGCCACUUAAAAUACGGACUGAGAACCAAGGUCCUUUAUUUUCAGAAAAUCAAGAAAAAGAAAAAAAUGAUAUUAGUCGGAUUUAUCAACUUUGUCAUAUAGAUGACAGACUUCAAAGUAAACAAGAUAAGAUUCAUGGAAAAGGAAAUAAACGUAAACGUUACAG